UUUCACAGCUAUAUAUCACUAUUUUCAGCUAUCACGAGACGUGUUUCAAAACAACUUAUUAUGGUUACUAUCGUUGUCACAGUUUUGUGCCUUUUGAUCACUUUGAGCUCGGUCAGAAGCGGACCACCAUAUGUAGGCAAUGUGAUGAACAUUUUCGAAAUGCCUGGACAAGGAGGCGCCCCAUAUGAAGAUCCAGGAGCAGAAAGAGGUCGUGCGUUGGAUGAAAAUCCCGACUUACUUGAACUUCCAAGUUUCGAAGAUAAAAGUGAAAAGAUGUCAUAUUACGGAUUACCAUAUUUCGAAGUAAAGCCUGGAGAUUCGCUUGAGAUUACUGAUCGACGACGAGGCUUCAACGAACCACGAGAAUGGAAUGAAUCUCCUAUACAGAAAGGUUAAAAUCCAAAAAAAAAAAAUACGGAAAAAAAAAAUCGUUCUUGGAAAAUUGACUCGUAGUAUUUUAUCUCCACAAUUGACGAAUAUGAUCAAUCUAUAGAACACCAAGAACUGUCCUCUGAAACCCGUGGACGUAAAUAAAGAAAAUGAUAAAUAACAUAGCGAAUUAUUCAAAAUACCAAGUGUUCCAAAAUAUUACCAAGUUGAUGUCUUACGAGUUUUUGCUUCGUUAAUAUCCAUAGACUUAUGUAAAUGUAUUUAUGAUUGAAUAAACCUGUGUGAAUUUUUUAA
This is a messenger RNA of Styela clava, 684 nucleotides long. RefSeq lists its product as uncharacterized. The record is from RefSeq and is a predicted model, not a curated record. NCBI's taxonomy places the organism in Eukaryota, Metazoa, Chordata, Ascidiacea, Stolidobranchia, Styelidae.